Sesamum indicum (sesame) is the source of this 893-nucleotide messenger RNA. RefSeq lists its product as uncharacterized. The record is from RefSeq and is a predicted model, not a curated record. Lineage: Eukaryota; Viridiplantae; Streptophyta; Magnoliopsida; Lamiales; Pedaliaceae.
CUUCAUGUAAUUGUUCACUGUUCAUAUCAACUUGUUUCCUAUGAUUUUCAAUCAUCCACAGUCUCUUCUGUAAGUCCGCAGUGGAGUUUCUGGUCAUCAAGAAAAGAUAAAAACAGUAAAAAUUAGCAUUAGUCGCUCCGAUCUGAUCCUGGAAACAUUUCCAUCAGACCAACGAUGCUGCAACGAAGCUACGACGUAGACGACGACGACGACGUCCGUUUCGCCACUGCGGUUGCUGCUUCUGCGCACGCAAUACAUUCCCUUGACGAAGCCGGUUUGCAUGUUCAAGUUACAAAGAGAAAUACUACCAGAAAACAAGAGCCCUUGAGGCCACCACAAUCAGGUUCCGUGAAGAAGCCAUCUCCAAAAGACGGUCGGAAUUCGUCGUCUCUGAGGCCUACGCUUCCGGUUGCUGCGGACCAAAAGCAAAAGGAAACUCCAAUCAGAAGUUCAUAUAGUGAAGCAGAUGCUUGGGAGAAAGCUCAGAUAGCAAAGAUCCGAAAACGGUAUGAGAAGAUGCAGUCAGAAAUUCUGGCUUGGGAAAAUGAGAAGAAACUAAGAGCGAAGCAGAAAAUGGAAAGGAAAAAGGGGGAACUGGAGCUGAGAAAAUCAAGAAACCUGCAACACUAUUACAGCAAGAUAGCCAGGAUUGAUGACAUAGCUGGUGGAGCAAGAGCUCAGGUCGACGAGAAACGCAGACAGGAAGAGUCUGUCGUCAAGCAGAAAGCAAGCAGAAUGAGAUUAACCGGAAGAGUUCCGGUCGACUGCUUCUGCUUCUGACUGAGCACUUAUGAGCUCAAAGAAAAGUUGUACAUAUAUGGAGUUUAUGAGACAAUGCAAGUUUUAGUUUUCUCGUUGAUAUAAUCAGAAUGAUCAUACACUUCUUUAUGAUG